Messenger RNA from Moneuplotes crassus, 516 nucleotides. The record is from the annotation of a GenBank genome assembly. NCBI's taxonomy places the organism in Eukaryota, Ciliophora, Spirotrichea, Euplotida, Euplotidae.
AUGGGUCAAGGAAACUGAUGACAAAGUAGAGCCAGUCAUUUCGAAGGGUUCAAAGAUAAAGCUAUUCAAAGCAUUAAAGAGCCUACUGAAAGAACAAUUAGUCGAAAUUUCAGAAUAGAAGGAAUCUCUAAACCCUGAAGACUUCUAAAAACUCAUAAGAAUUCUGGAUCUGAGGUUCCAGUAAGGAUAAAUAUCGUAAAUCACAACAAAUAUUACCAGAAGAAUAGCAAUUCAAAAAGAAUUAGCUCAUCACAAAGUAUAUCCAACUCCUCUGUAUACGAACACCAGAACGGUCGUAUAAAAUUCGUGACUGCCACAAAAAGACCUCUCCUCCCCUAUCUCCGCUCCAGUCAAGUUCCAAGUCCAAACUACUGAACACAUAUCCGCAAUCAGGUCUUCCCUCUCAGGAUCCUUACUAGGUGAAUGAGAGAAGAAGGAUGGGGAGAUAAGGGAGUAGAGAGAGGAGGAGGAGGGAGGAGGAGGAGGGAGGAGGAGGGGGUUAGUUUUGGGUGUUAA